AGGUGAAAGUGAAACUAAAAUAUCACACUUCGUUUGUGUAGCAGCGUUGUCAGACGGCAAAAAGAAGACACAAGCAUGAUGAACAUCUCUACAAUCUACACGCUGUGCCUGGUAGCAGCGGUCUGCUGCGGUGAAGCCUGCAGCAGCUGUCCCGUGUUGGAGUGCUGGUUUGUGCAGGAGAAGACGGGUCGAGGAGGAGGUCUCGCUGCAGCUACGACCCUGGAGAAAUCCCUUCUGCACAUCCAAACCGACCCCCACCCUGCAGAGAGCCAGCAGGCUCCACCCGACAUCCACCCCGACAGAGUUUACCUCAUCACCGACCCAGCCGGCACUCUCUGCCACCGCUCUCUCAACCCUCCCAGAGGCUCGGUGGAGAAGCCUCAGUGUGAGAUCAACCCCUUCCUGCCGCAGCCCUCCACCCUCAAGUGGGCAUCUCCACUCACAGACUCCGCCUCCAGCCCCAUCUACCUGCAGGCCGAUUGGUUCUCCACUGCCCUCCAGGGCCUCAGCGGACAGCUGGCCGUCUCCACCAUCACUCGUGCUCCCACGGCAACCAAAGAGCACCGAGUGGUCCUGAGUGUGACCACUACAACCGUCUCCGUGCAGUCCAGACUCGGGGGGCCAGUGCUGCUGGAUUGCG
Molecule: messenger RNA, 640 nt
Organism: Gasterosteus aculeatus aculeatus (three-spined stickleback)
Lineage: Eukaryota; Metazoa; Chordata; Actinopteri; Perciformes; Gasterosteidae
Source: RefSeq, a predicted model, not a curated record